This is a messenger RNA of Zeugodacus cucurbitae (melon fly), 2323 nucleotides long. RefSeq lists its product as uncharacterized. Gene Ontology annotation, molecular function: RNA polymerase II transcription regulatory region sequence-specific DNA binding; DNA-binding transcription factor activity, RNA polymerase II-specific. Lineage: Eukaryota; Metazoa; Arthropoda; Insecta; Diptera; Tephritidae. The coding region runs from base 378 to 1868 and encodes 496 amino acids. The record is from RefSeq and is a predicted model, not a curated record. The transcript is spliced from 3 exons. Gene Ontology annotation, cellular component: nucleus.
AAAACACUACAAGUACAAAGAUUACAAAUCACCAGUUCAAAUUGAACACGACAGCGAUUGAAGUUGAAUGCGCAGAUUUUUAUAGAUACCUUGUAAAGUGCGGAAGAAAAAAGUCAAGGCUUGAGAAAUGCAGCAGAACUUAACUCGACAUAAACGUAAAAACAAAUUGGAUAAAAGUAAAUACUAAAGACACGUCAGUCUUAAAUAAUAAGCGAAAGUGUAAACAUGAAAUAGAAAAAAAUAUUACAAUUUAAAGUCGAAGAAGUUGUAAUGCCUCAUUAGAAAUUAACAACACCUCGGAUAAGGUCAUCAUAAAAAUAUAUUUUAUUGAAAACUCGGUAAACCUUUAAGUAUAACGGACUCGAGUAGAAUACACUAUGGCAGCGACAGCACCAGCCGUUUUUAUAACCGUGCCCAAGUACGUGGCUAUAACACACACUCCAACCAUGACAUUGCCAAAGAUAAGGCCAGCACCAACAACCACGUCAUUGCAAGGAACAACCACAUUAGCAAACAAUGGGUUGGUUGAGGAUGGUGCUUCAGCGCCCCGUGGUAAAAAGCGUCGCCUUGACCAUCUAACAUGGGAAGAAAAAGUGCAAAGAAAAAAAUUAAAGAAUCGUGUGGCCGCACAGACAUCACGCGACCGUAAGAAAGCACGAAUGGAAGACAUGGAACACGAAAUAGAUGAACUAACACAAAAGACAGAAAUUUUACAAAAUAAAUGUGAAAGCUUGCAAGCAAUCAACGAAUCGCUACUUGAGAAAAAUCGCAAAUUGGACAUGGAAGUAGAACUGCUCCGUCAAAAACUCAACGAGGUGCAACAACAACAGAAGAAACAGCAAGAGCAACUAGCCAGAAAUGCAGCCAAAUUGAAUGCUAAAACAACAGUUGAAUCUUGUGCCGGCUGUGAGUCACCCUCUGCAGCAGGGAUCAACACAAAUGGACUCUCAGUCGACAGAAGAACAACUGAAAAAGAGCAACUCAGUGGCGUCACUAUGGAGGAUUAUUGCACUCUGCCUACUCUUCAAGAUAUGCUCCUCGUCGACGAAGAAUUCGAUGCCAGCAAAUUGGAAGAACUUGCCGAAAGCCUCUUGGCCGAUAUCGCAGCAGACAUGGAAGCUGGUGAUGGAGCGUGCAAUGAAAAUGUUGCCAAAAUUGCAAGCAACACAGAGCGAUUGUCUGGAUCAGUGGUGGGGACCAAAACAGAGCGCUUGGAAUCCAGCCAACAUACAAACACACAAAGUGUCAGCUUAAAUGCGGAAAGAUGGACGCCAUCCACACAACAGACUGCAAAUGCAAAAUUACAAAAUAAAUUACCUACAGCGAUAACAGAACCGUUAAAAACUACGUCAGACAGUAAUCUUAUAACGAUUGCAGCAGCAGCGCCUACAAUAACUACGGAUAAGGAAAUAUUUAGAAUACAACAAGCAAAUGACAUACACUCAAUACCACCGGAUACAGUGUACGGCACAUACGAUGCCAAAACAAAUUCCAUAACAAUUGUAAUGGAUGACGAUGCAGUGCCAGUAAAUGAGGCCGUCGAAGAAAUAUACUGUGAUGGUGAAAAACCGCAGAUGUGUGAUGAAAUCAAAUAUCCCACGCCCGCCACCACACCCUCACAAGUUUUUCUCAAUGUGGUCGACGAUUCGGAUGAUGACAUGAACUUCGAUCCGAUCGAACGAUUUCUACGUCCCAAGCGGCCGCUAGCGAAAUCACCUGCACCGUCACUGCAUUCUACCGCCUCAGAUCAUGGUUAUGAAUCGAUUAUUGGUUCGCCAACAUCCGCAGCGACGGAGCAGUUCGAUACGAGCGUAGAAGAUUUCGGCUGGCAGGGUAGCUUUAACGAUUUGUUUCCCAGUUUGAUAUAAGUAGCCACAUGCUACUUGCAUGUUAUAUUCUCAUUAGUUCUUCGAUAGUAAGUUGUAGCUAUUUAAUGUACGAGUGUACGCCAUGUCACAUAGAUGCUGUAAUAUGCAAUAGUUAUAGGUUUAAUGUUAGACUUAGUGUUAAUUUAUAUAAUAAUAUGACUAAUCUAAUUGGGUACGUUAUUAUCAAUUUGAGUCGACUCGGUCGUAAAGUGGCUUUGUUGACAGCAGACAUUUUGUAUACAUAUGUAUGUAAUGCUGAAAAUGCUCAAAUAACGUUAAAGUUAAUUGUAAUAUAUUUUUUUUUUUACAUUUUGUAAAUUAUUAUACUAUUUAUCGCUGUAUGUGUAUUUGAAAUAUGAAUUUAGUGAUUUAUUUUGUAGUUUUAAGUGCAUCUUAGAAAUGGAUGGAGCCCAUUUGAAAAAAAAAAUCUUACAAAUAAAAUAUUAAAACACCAA